This is a messenger RNA of Penicillium manginii, 723 nucleotides long. RefSeq lists its product as uncharacterized. Lineage: Eukaryota; Fungi; Ascomycota; Eurotiomycetes; Eurotiales; Aspergillaceae. The transcript has a single exon. The record is from RefSeq and is a predicted model, not a curated record. Bases 1 to 723 code for a protein of 240 amino acids.
AUGACACCAUACGCAACUGUAGCGACUCCGGAGUCCGACAACUCGGCUCCUCCCUCAAAUGCAGCUAGUCCCAGCCCAGCAACUCGUCAGCCGCGCAAAGAUCCAUCAUCCACCCCAACUCGGUCCAGAUUUCGUUCAUGGGAGGUCAAUUUCCCACAAAAUUUCACCAUUUGGGAUGAUCCCCCCGAAAGAGCCGCAGAAGAUUGCCCACCUGACCAUAUCUACAUACCCGUCGCAGAUGAGGACAAAGAGAAUUCGUACGCCGGAAAUAUGGACUUUGAACCGAGUUCCGAGCCAGAGAGUCAGACAGUUGGCACGGAUGAGUUCAGGCUGCGAGCCGGUCCUCUCGACGUCUUCGGUAUCCCCGUCAAUUCCACCUUUGGCCCUGCUCUUUCCCAUAAUUCUCUGGGCCCCGAUACCACGCCUUCUGCCCAGCCGACUGCUGUCAAUGACAACGAUCGACCCACGUUGCAAGUGGCACUGCGGGAGGGGGACGAAGUAGCUACGGAGUGGGAAGACAGACCGGCGCCGGUUGAGAUUGCGGAGCUUGUCCGACUGAACGACGCGAUUAACCGAGCUGCGGAGCAGAGGUUGCAGCAUGAUCAAAACUCCCCUGAACGUGAUCGCAAUGCACAGAGGCAGAGACUCCUCCUUGAGGCUCGACGUGUCGCUCGUUCUCGGCGCCAACAAGGCCGUCGUCGUCGCUCGGUUGAGUCGGGCUAG